UCCAUGGAGACGACAAAGCGUGCCUAGGGUAGAGAAAGAUCGUGAUUGCAUGGUCCUGGGUUGAAAAUGGAAGGUAUGUCCACCACCGCCAUGCACCGAUGGGACGGAAGAAGGCAUACGACGACCCAGAGUUAACAUUCUGUCCUAAAAUAAGCGAAACAAGUAGAAAAUUAGCUCUAAAUAGGCGCGACGGUUACUACAAUCAGUACCAAGAAAAUAGUUUAGCUGCCACGCCGCAAUUUUUACUCACCGUACACCGUAGAAUCGAAGAAAGACUCUCUACCUCGGAUGCAAAGAAGACUAUGACAGCAGUAGUUAAAGUACCAAUCACGCACAACACGGGUUCUGAAUUGACUUUUCAACCAAAAUUAAACGAGACGAGUUUAAAGAUCACUAAGGAAAGAGGCCAACAGCUUCGUGUUGAUUUGAUGAAAAAAGCGGCAGCAGUAGCAGCAAGAUUACAAGAAGAAGCUACAUUUACAUUUCAACCUAAAGUGAGCAGCACCAGCGUGAAGAUCGUAGAAAAUCUUGGUACGGAUUUUAUGUCAAGACAGCAACAACAUCUUGAUAAACAAAAAAGACUUCUUGAACAAGCAGCUUCACAUGUUCGUGAAAACAUCCCACUUGGGAGAACUAGCCCUGUGCCAAAAAAUAAGAAACUUAAAGAAAAAGAUAGAGGGGAGACCAGUGACUCUUCCACAUGCGUGACACCUUCUCCAGUCUCAGCCUCUCCCACAGAACAAAUUAAUAACAAAGACAUGAGGGAAUUCACCAUGCCAGUACUGUCCAGUGGUGGGCCCACAAUGUCCACUACAGGGCUGACCAGGUCUAAUAAAAUAACCACCUCAUCUUCCGGUACAGGUCUUAACAGACUGAUGAAUGGACCUCUUGCCAAUAGUAAUUCCAAUGUGAUCAUCAGAAGCCAGAGGAACAGGUUACGCCAUAGCAUGCCAGAGCCUGGACUGUCUGAUACAGACGAUAAAGAUGAUGAGCCUGAACACAUAGGCCACAGCAGAAGUAAAACCAUGCCACCCUCAGAUCUGGGCACUGGACUGAACCGACCCAAGAUGAACAGCAGAAAACUGGCCAUGGUCAACUUAGACAGGGUGAAGAACGCCAAGAUGAUUGCAGAAAAAGCUGCCAAGCAACGUCGAGUGUUCACCAUUGUUGGGCCCUACCCCACCAUGAGAACGACUAUGAGAAAGAGAGGAUGGGUUGAGAAGUUUUAUCGCACAGAGAGUAACCCAAAGAAAUCCCCAAGAAAGAAGAAACCAUCCAAUGGCGGAGAUGAUGACGAUGAUGAUGAUGAUGACGACGAUGAUGAUGGAGAUUAUGAUGAUGAUGAUGAUAUGGGUAAGGAUGAAAAUGCUGUUCCUCCUUGGGAAGAAGAAGAUGGGAUAUAUGGAAUUAUGUCCCGUGUGAUCAGAAAUGUGACCCCCACCUUCAUCUGGAGUGUCAGACGUGAUGCCAUUGACUGCAAGUUCCUGAGGAAAGAGCAAAUGUUCAACCAUUAUGGAAAGGCCACUUUUACAACAAAGGUUGGUCUUCUUGGUGGUAUGAGGAACACUUUAUGGUUUGAAGAUGCUGACCCAGAUGCAUUUUUUCCACGUUGUUACAAACUGAGUAAUGAUGAAGAGAAAGAGGCCUUUACUG
Messenger RNA from Lingula anatina, 1653 nucleotides. RefSeq names its product tubulin tyrosine ligase 3. Gene Ontology annotation, biological process: cilium movement; protein polyglycylation; cilium assembly. NCBI's taxonomy places the organism in Eukaryota, Metazoa, Brachiopoda, Lingulata, Lingulida, Lingulidae. The record is from RefSeq and is a predicted model, not a curated record. Gene Ontology annotation, molecular function: protein-glycine ligase activity, initiating. Gene Ontology annotation, cellular component: axoneme; microtubule cytoskeleton.